AUGCGUGAAACACCAAUUGAGUUUCCAAUCCCUCUUUUCUCUUGCGUGGAGUUGAAACUUUUGACGCUCCAUAACUGUUGUUUUCCUGCUCGCAGUAAGUACUCUGGUACGUUCCAUGGCUUUCCGAAUCUGUUGAUAUUGGACUUCACUGAGGUGAUACUUGAAGGACGAGAAUAUGGGGAAUUUAUAGCUUCGUGUCCUCUACUUCACGCUCUUAUUAAACUUAAUACUAACACCACUCCUACGGGGAAAGUGAAACCUGUUGAAAUCGCAAAACUUGAAAAUCUCCAAGCGUUAGGUUUGGCAUUAUGUGAGGUUUAUGAUGAUGUAGCAAUUACAAGUUUGGAUUUCUUUCAGCUUAUUGAUUCUUUUCCAAAACUUGAAUAUCUUAGUUUAGAUCUACAAAACUGCAAGUUUAAGGUCGUAAAUGAAGUUUCUGCUAGAAGCCGGUUCUCUUCUGCUUUGCGUCGCCUCAAGGUCCUUGGGUUACGCAACAUAGAUCUUCAAAACCGCGCAACGCUCUUCUUUUUCUUCCACUUGAUUCGUGACCUCCCAAAUGUGGAUGAACUUAGGAUCAUGCUUACAGAUGUGGACCGUGUCUCACUGUCUCCUUUUACUUCCGAUGAAAUAGUAACAUUUAACCUGCAGCAGCUUCAAUUAGUGACGUUGGAUGGCAUUCAAGACUCAGAUAUUGAAAUAUCUUUGAUAUAUAAUUUGCUUGAACAUUGUCCCUUGUUAAAGGAGAUGAUUAUUACUACAUCUCCCAAAACAGUAGAUCGAUCCUUGGAGCUUGCCGCGACUUUAUUGGUCGCAAAGGCAUAA
Erigeron canadensis is the source of this 822-nucleotide messenger RNA. RefSeq lists its product as uncharacterized. The coding region runs from base 1 to 822 and encodes 273 amino acids. The record is from RefSeq and is a predicted model, not a curated record. The transcript has 4 exons. NCBI's taxonomy places the organism in Eukaryota, Viridiplantae, Streptophyta, Magnoliopsida, Asterales, Asteraceae.